ACAACCCGGUUGCCAUUUUUUCCUCUUGGCUAAGUUAGUCCACCCGGAUCUGUGUUUUUAGUGGAAUAAAGAGUAAAAUUACCUGCUGUCAUACAUCAAAACCCUUUAAUAAUUACAGAGGCCAGUGGGUGCUUGUAGGGCUGAGGACAGGAAAUCCAGAUCUAGACUGAUUAAAGGGGGAUUUCAGUUCUCAAACCGGGCCGAGUGUCAACCAUGAACCCUGAGUAUGACUAUCUGUUCAAACUGCUGCUGAUUGGAGAUUCUGGUGUUGGAAAGUCCUGCCUUCUACUCCGUUUUGCAGAUGACACGUAUACGGAAAGCUACAUCAGCACGAUUGGCGUCGACUUCAAGAUCAGGACAAUAGAACUGGACGGGAAAACCAUCAAACUCCAGAUCUGGGACACUGCAGGCCAGGAGAGAUUUCGCACCAUAACUUCCAGCUACUACAGAGGAGCUCACGGGAUCAUCGUCGUCUACGACGUCACAGAUCAGGAGUCGUUCAACAACGUCAAGCAGUGGCUGCAGGAGAUCGACCGCUACGCCAGCGAGAACGUCAACAAGCUGCUCGUGGGCAACAAGUGCGACCUGACCACCAAAAAAGUGGUGGACUACACGACAGCCAAGGAGUUUGCCGACUCUCUGGGCAUCCCCUUCCUGGAGGCGAGCGCCAAGAACUCCACCAACGUGGAGCAGGCCUUCAUGACCAUGGCGGCGGAGAUCAAGAAGAAGAUGGGGCCGAGCGGGAGCGCCGGCGGGGCCGAGAAAUCCAACGUGAAGAUCCAGAGCCAGCCGGUCAAGACGUCCAGCGGGGGGUGCUGCUGAGCCCGGGUUUCGAGACGGUUGAACGUGCAGCUCGCGCGCCGACGGUGAUGUUACCUACACCCAUACGAAGCAGACGGGCCGGGCAUGGAGAUGUGGGAGUGUGUAUGUGUGAGAGGAUUGGAGUAGAUAUUUAAAUAAUGAUUAAAAUUCGCUAAUCAGGCUGCAGACGUGGGCUGAUAAAUUACUUAUAAUUUUUUUAAGUCACAGUCGGUUCAACUGGUGAUUUCACAACGUUAAGUUAAAUGUAUCGUGUCCUUAAGGUCGGGAAGGACCUGCAUUUGUUCUGUAAAGCCGGAUGUGCACAAGUUAUUCUCUUGUGUAUCUUUUAUACAUGUGGGGGAGUAGAAGCGCUCUUUUUUUGACAUUCCUGCCAGCAGGUGGCAUCAAUCAUCAAUUCCGGCAAACGCUAGUGGAAGGGCAGCGUUGAAAAUGACCUCUCCUACACUUCUCUAUUAGCGGCUCGCAAAAUGCAUCAUGGGAUCAGUGGUUAAUUUCCUCGGAUGACGCCUCCUGGUAGCUCUGGUAGCGCCCGUAUGCUUCCUGCGUACUGAUUUUGGGUGGUGGUACGCUGUAUGUGUCUUUUUCAACGCAGCCCGAAUUUACCGACCAUAACCUCACACUUACAAGUACACUAUACGCACAGAAGUAUCGGGACGCCACUUCUGAUUUUUGGAUUCGCGUGUUUCAGCCGCCCCCGAUACUAUAUAUAUAUAUAUAUAUAUAUAUAUUUAUGUAUAUCUAUAUAAUAAUGUAAGACCUGUUUUACUGCGCUGUUGGAAGGAAGGAUUGAAAGGUAAUGACGUGUAGGUAAAUACAAACAUCACUUCUGUGUUUCAUUCAGUUUUUGUUUUUGUUUUUUUUAAGAUGGGGCGCAUUGUGAGCUCCUCUUUCUUUAUUAUUCUGUUUUUUGGGACAAUGAUUUCAACAAAGAAAAAAUACUGUGAUGGAAAUGUUUAAUAAAAACGCUUUUAACUGAA
This is a messenger RNA of Trichomycterus rosablanca, 1799 nucleotides long. RefSeq names its product RAB1A, member RAS oncogene family a (gene rab1aa). The record is from RefSeq and is a predicted model, not a curated record. The coding region runs from base 214 to 822 and encodes 202 amino acids. Lineage: Eukaryota; Metazoa; Chordata; Actinopteri; Siluriformes; Trichomycteridae. Gene Ontology annotation, biological process: vesicle-mediated transport. Gene Ontology annotation, molecular function: GTPase activity; GTP binding. The transcript is spliced from 6 exons.